AUAUUCAUGUGACAGACAUGGACAAAUCAAAACCAUGAAAAAAUCAAAACCAGUCAUACCUCAUUUAAACACUGCCCAAACCCAGGAGCGUUAUUCUGAACGCUGAGCUAAUUAACAGAGAGCCCAGGUGUCUGUGUUCCUGACAAACAUGUCUCUGAUUAGCCUGCUCCUAGCACACACCGCCACGGUGUCUCUGGCUUUAGUUUUAACUGGUUUUAUGUUUUUAUACUUUUACUCGAAAUCCUCCAAGUCGUCUAAUUACAACUUCCCCCCCGGCCCGCCGGCUCUACCUGUUAUUGGGAACCUGAACAUUUUGGACCUGCACCGGCCGUACAAAACGCUGAGUAAGCUCUCUGAGACGUACGGCAAUGUGUUCACCUUCCACAUGGGUCCCAAGAAGUACGUGGUUUUGACAGGCUAUGAGGCGGUCAAGGAGGCUCUAGUAACCCAAGCAGACGACUUCUCAGAGAGAGGCCAGACGCACAUUACAAACCGUGCAUCUAGAGGCGGGAAUGGUAUUCUCUUCGGUAAAGGGGAGUCCUGGAAGGUGAUGCGUCGAUUCACCCUCUCCACUCUGCGGGACUUUGGGAUGGGGAAGAAGACCAUUGAGGACCGGAUCAUCGAGGAGUCCCAGAGACUGGUGGAGGUCUUCCAGUCCCACAAAGGAAAACCCUUUGACCCCCAAAUCAUCAUCAACUCUGCUGUCUCCAACAUCAUCUGCUCCAUCGUGUUCGGAGACCGCUUCGACUACGGUGACACACAGUUCCUGAAUCUGCAAAGAAUUGUGAACGAGAGCGUCAGGCUGGGUGUGAGCCCCAAGACACAGCUGUAUAACAUGUUUCCUUUCCUGGGCUUCUUCCUGUCCGAUCACAAGAAGCUUCGUAGAAACGGAAAAAUGUUCCAGGGAUACUUUAGAAACACAUAUAAGGAUUGUAAAGACAGUGUGGACAGCAAUGACCUGAGGAGCUUCAUCGACACAUUCAUCUCCAGGCAGAGAGAAGAGGAGGCCAGAAACUCCAACAAGUAUUUCCACGAGGAUAACAUGGCCAUCACAUCGGCGAACCUGUUUGCUGCAGGGACUGAGACCACCUCUACCACCCUGCGCUGGGGGCUGCUGCUCAUGAUGAAGUACCCCCACAUUCAGGACAAAGUCCAGGAGGAGAUUGAGAGUGUGAUUGGGAGGGAGCGCCCCCCGCAGGCCGAGGACAGGAAGAGCAUGCCCUAUGUGGACGCCGUGCUGCACGAGAUCCAGAGAGUGGGCAACGUGGUGCCCAUGAACCUGCUGCAUGAGACCAGAGUGGACACAACCUUCCGGGGGUACAGGAUACCCAAGGGUACCCCGGUGAUCCCGCUGCUCUCCUCCGUGCUCUCUGAUAAGACACAGUGGGAUACCCCUCACCAAUUCAACCCCAACCACUUCCUGGACGCGCAGGGCAAGUUUGUCAAGAGAGACGCCUUCAUGCCCUUCUCAGCAGGUCGGAGGGUGUGUCUUGGAGAGACCCUUGCCAAGAUGGAGCUCUUCCUCUUCUUCACCAUGCUCCUGCAGAAGUUUCACUUCCGCCCGCCCCAGGAGGUCAGCCCUGAGCAACUGGACCUCACCCCCACUCCUGGCGUCACCUCCAGCCCCCAGCCCUUCCAACUAUGCGCCCUGAGCCACUGAGAAACCCUGUGAUACUGCGACCCUGCCUUACUGCAUCUGCUAGACCUUACUACAGCCACUGACCCCUCACACUGGACCCUAUUGAAAUUAGGGCGUCAGUCGAUUGAAAUUUUUGAUGUUUAAAUGAUUCAGUACCGUCGGCCAAUCAGCUUCCAGUUAUAGCGGGCUCUAAUAGACGGUUGAUGCCCGCUGGAACGUCUCAGCACCAACUGUGAAUCAAAUUUAAAAUCAAUCUGCACAAGUGCUGGCUUUUUACUUUUUGACUUGCUGUAUUUAAGCAUAGUUCACAUCUAUUGGACAGUAAAUACUAAACAAAGACACAAUUGGUAAAAAUGUAUUUUAUUAUCCACCAAAACCAGCCAAUCAAUACUUUGCAUCAACGAAAGCAACCAAUCCUGGACCUGCAACUGCCGAGAGCCAAUCACAGAUGGUCAUCUCGACUAGAGCACAGACACAGCAAAUUUCGAAAACAACAAAGCGAGACGCGGACAGUUCAGUAAUAUUGCCCCAUUCACAUAUAGAUUCAGGAGAGAAAGGCUUUGGCUGAAGGUAGAAACAUGGUGAGUUAGGAGGCAUUUUAGAGUGGUAUUUAAUGAGAGAUUUUAUUGGUAGUUCAGACUCCAUCAUACACGGACUGUUCAGUAAUUGCUCCGUUCAUUCCUCUGGCAAUGUCCAGAUUAUAAAUAGUGGUUUAAAACCUUAAGUUAAAAAAUAAAAAUCGAUUUACUAAAUAAAAACAAAUUGUUUUUCUCUUUAUAUGUAUUGAAUCAGUACAAGUUCAAAGUAAAUCUAGGUUUUAAGGUGUUUUUUUUUUUUAAAGAAAACAAUGGUAAAAAUAAUUUUCUAAUAGCGAUAGUGCCCUCUCGAUGAUGGCUCUACUGUGUGAUAGUUGACCUUGACUUUUGUUAGCACCCUCGCCUUCGGUUCGGGACGCAUCCCCACCGUGGUCGACUAUCACACGAUAGAGCCAUCGACGGGCACUAUUGCUUAAUUAGUUGAUUAAUCGGUAGAUAAAGGUAAGAACAUUAUAGCGGCUGUCCUGCAUAGUAAUUAAUAUAAAAAAAAAUUGUAUCUUUAAAAAAAAUAACAAUAAAUAAGCCCAAUGGGAAAUUUGGUCUUUUUAAAAGCAUUUUUAUUAUUUUUUAUUGUAGUUAAUGUAACACAUUUUCACAGCACAUCGGUUGUUUCCAUAGCUACGUACUUCCUUCUUGUACUUCUGCAUCUAGCAGAACCUGAGGCAGGAAGAGAUGAAGCUGUUUGCAAUCUUGUUACAGGUACCCGAGAACACUGUGGCUAUUGAGAAGCGAUUGCUUAACAUGCUGUCGUAGUCAGAGAUCAGAGAAAGCAAUUCCACAUAAUUACCUCUAUUUCAAGAAUUGGUUCUUGAAAAUGGAUUCGUAACCAAGUCGACUACAAUGUCUCCAUUGUCUUAUGACAUUUUUUUUUUAAUUUGUAAAAAGCAAUUCGAAAUAUUACUUUUAAGUUCUCAAUAUAAUUCUCAAUAACUGUCUCUAUAAUAAGCAAUAUUCCACGAAAUUUAGCUUGCUUACACC
Molecule: messenger RNA, 3213 nt
Organism: Acipenser ruthenus (sterlet)
Lineage: Eukaryota; Metazoa; Chordata; Actinopteri; Acipenseriformes; Acipenseridae
Product: cytochrome P450 2K1-like
Exons: 9
Coding region: 149-1660 (503 amino acids)
Biological process (GO): xenobiotic metabolic process
Cellular component (GO): cytoplasm; intracellular membrane-bounded organelle
Molecular function (GO): oxidoreductase activity, acting on paired donors, with incorporation or reduction of molecular oxygen, reduced flavin or flavoprotein as one donor, and incorporation of one atom of oxygen; iron ion binding; heme binding
Source: RefSeq, a predicted model, not a curated record